AUGGUGUUAGUGGGCAGGGGCUGGAAGAGAGCCUUUGGAGACUGGGGCAACAGGGCCGACCACCUCUGCACAAGAGUCAAGACUACGGGAAAGCCAGAAAAUGGUGAAGACUUCUCUCUCCUGGUGACUUCAGCUCCGCCCUCCCCACUAGGCAGCCCAGCACAUCUUGUCAUCUCAGGUCUGAGAGCUCUCCUGAAGAUGGACUAUCACAACAUGUCCUGGGUCCGCUACCCGAGCCAUGUGUCCCCAGCUGUGGAGGAGGUCAUUGCAGCACAGAGCAUCAUUUCUAGGUGCACACAUGUGUAUGUAGCAGUGUGUGUCCCACUGAGCCUAGUGAUGGGGCUCUUCAGUCUGAGCGUGUUCAUCCAGGAUCGUACUAGGCUAGGGGUGCUCGACAGGCUCCUCAUGGGCCUCACAGCCACUAGCAUCUUGGUGACUCUUCUGUCCCUCAAUGCAGCUGGCCGACCUGACUACAUGUCCACGACAAACCUGGGCUGCGGAGCACUCUCAUUCUUCUCCAAUGUCUGCUAUUUCACAGCCCAGUACCUGCAGGGAGCCAUGCUUCUCCUGUCCUUUCUGCCGGGAUCUCCCUGCUGCCAGCUCUUGACAAGGCCUGUGGCAAGCCUAGCUGCCAUUGGGGGCUGUGCUGUCUGUAGCUCCCUCACUGUGGUAUCCCUGCUGGGCACAUCUGGGGAGUUGCACACAACCACCAUGUGCCAGGCAGAUCCGCUGACUGCAUGGCCCGAAUACGAGAUUGUCAAGUUCAGCCUGGGCUUUGCACUUGCCCUGAGCUUCCAGAUGGUUCUCUUUCUCCUGUAUGGUACACAGCCAGGCUGGCGAGAGGCUCCUCCUGCUCAAAAUGACAGAGCCUCUGGGCGCUGGGUAGUACUGGCUGUGACUCUCAACAUGCUUGCCUGUAGACUCUUCUUCAAUGCGGUCCUCCUGCAUCGGGCCCAGCUGAAGCUGUGGAAGGAUGUGGGCUCCCCCAGAGAUGAGCUGCUCAUGAACCUCGCAGAGCUAGCCCUGUCUGGAGAGAGCUGCAUCAACGUGGUGUCUAUCCUCUUCCUCCACACAUCGUGCAGGCUCAGGCUGCUUGGCCUCCUUGAGCGCCUCACACAGAGAUGCAGGCGGGGGCUGGACAACAGCAUGUCCUUGAACAGAGUAGGGAGCUAG
Molecule: messenger RNA, 1173 nt
Organism: Mastomys coucha (southern multimammate mouse)
Lineage: Eukaryota; Metazoa; Chordata; Mammalia; Rodentia; Muridae
Exons: 3
Coding region: 1-1173 (390 amino acids)
Source: RefSeq, a predicted model, not a curated record